AUGUCGGAGUUGGGCCAGUCGCUUCCGACCCCAGAUAUUGCGGAUGACAUCAAAGACUUGCAGCUUGAUUCAUCUGCUGAAGAUAGUGUGGUGGCUAAUGAGGACAAUGAGAAUCCUACUGCGGCUGUGAAUUCUGUUAAGGAUGAUGCAGGUUUAAUGGAUGCAUCAUCAUCAGCUGACUCUGACUCAAAAGCAGUUCAAGUUGAAUCAGAAGAUGCCAUAGUAGUAAAAAAUAAGGAAAGCUCUCCUCCAGAUGAUCAGGAAGAUGAAGUGGAGGAUCAAAAAAAGCGACACUUGAAUGUUGUAUUUAUUGGUCAUGUUGCAGAUGCUGGGAAGUCCACUAUUGGAGGACAAAUCUUAUUCCUCAGUGGUCAGGUUGAUGACCGGACUAUCCAGAAAUAUGAAAAAGAAGCUAAAGAAAAAAGUAGGGAGAGUUGGUACAUGGCUUAUAUCAUGGAUACAAAUGAAGAAGAGAGGGCUAAGGGGAAAACAGUCGAAGUUGGAAGAGCUCACUUUGAAACAGAAACCACGAGAUUUACCAUAUUGGAUGCUCCGGGUCACAAAAGUUAUGUACCUAACAUGAUCAGUGGCGCAUCACAAGCAGAUAUUGGUGUGUUAGUUAUUUCUGCUCGGAAGGGAGAAUUUGAAACUGGGUACGAGAGAGGUGGACAGACACGCGAACAUGUGCAGCUGGCAAAGACUUUGGGAGUCUCUAAGCUGCUAGUUGUUGUGAACAAGAUGGAUGAGCCUACUGUUAAAUGGUCAAAAGAAAGAUAUGAUGAUAUUGAGUCCAAAAUGUCUCUGUUUCUGAAGUCUUCGGGCUAUAAUGUGAAAAAAGAUGUAAAGUUUCUCCCAAUAUCUGGUCUCAUGGGGACAAAUAUGAAAACCAGAAUGGGCAAGAGUGUAUGUCCAUGGUGGGACGGCCCUUGCCUGUUUGAAGCUCUUGAUGCUAUUGAAGUUCCAGUGCGUGAUCCAAAAGGGCCAUUCAGAAUGCCUAUAAUAGAUAAAUUCAAGGACAUGGGAACAGUUGUUAUGGGCAAAAUAGAAUCUGGAAGUGUUCGUGAAGGUGAUAACUUGAUGAUAAUGCCUAAUAAGGUUCCAGUGAAAGUCCUAGCUAUCUUCUGUGAUGAAGACAAAGUAAGGCGUGCAGGACCUGGUGAAAACUUGCGAGUCAGGGUAUCUGGAAUUGAGGAAGAGGAUAUUGUAGCGGGUUUUGUUCUUUCUAGUGUUGCAAAUCCAAUACCGGCUGUUUCCGAGUUUGUUGCACACCUUCAGAUUCUGGAGCUGCUUGACAAUGCAAUUUUCUGUGCGGGCUACAAGGCUGUUCUGCACAUCCAUGCAGUGGUAGAGGAAUGUGAGAUUGUUGAACUAAUGGUGCAGAUAGAUCCAAAAACCAAGAAGCCAAUGAAAAAGAGACCUCUUUUUGUCAAGAAAGGUGCUUUGGUUGUCUGCCGGGUUCAGGUUAAUAAUACGAUAUGCGUUGAGAAGUUCUCUGAUUUUGCACAGCUUGGACGAUUUACUCUUCGUACAGAAGGAAAAACUGUUGCUGUUGGAAAAGUAACCGAUCUCCCUGCUGCACCUGGUGCAUGA
Messenger RNA from Striga hermonthica, 1590 nucleotides. The record is from the annotation of a GenBank genome assembly. NCBI's taxonomy places the organism in Eukaryota, Viridiplantae, Streptophyta, Magnoliopsida, Lamiales, Orobanchaceae.